Molecule: messenger RNA, 1665 nt
Organism: Mandrillus leucophaeus (drill)
Lineage: Eukaryota; Metazoa; Chordata; Mammalia; Primates; Cercopithecidae
Gene: YIPF1
Product: Yip1 domain family, member 1
Exons: 11
Coding region: 160-1053 (297 amino acids)
Biological process (GO): vesicle-mediated transport
Cellular component (GO): Golgi apparatus
Molecular function (GO): small GTPase binding
Source: RefSeq, a predicted model, not a curated record
ACACUUCUGGGAUGCAUCUGUCUGGGUGCUGAGUAGUUCCAGCAAGGUCCCAUGACCUCAUAGCAUCAAGAAACAAGCCUUGAAGCAGAAGGUGAGAAGCCUGAGGCAUAGACUGGAGGCAAAACUCAGUCAGGUUAUAUCUGCUGAUGCUGGAAUAAGAUGAGUGGCGGUGAAAUAAGCAGCAGACCCCUGCAAAUUUUCUUCCUCACAACUGGGAGAAGAUUCACUGGCCGAAUGGCAGCAGUAGAUGACUUGCAAUUUGAAGAAUUUGGCAUUGCAGCCACUUCUCUGGCAGCAAACCCAGAUGCCACCACAGUAAACAUUGAGGAUCCUGGUGAAACCCCAAAACAUCAGCCAGGACCCCCAAGAGGCUCAGGAAGAGAAGAAGAUGAUGAGUUACUGGGAAAUGAUGACUCUGACAAAACUGAGUUACUUGCUGGACAGAAGAAAAGCUCGCCCUUCUGGACAUUUGAAUACUACCAAACAUUCUUUGAUGUGGACACCUACCAGGUCUUUGACAGAAUUAAAGGGUCUCUUUUGCCAAUACCCGGGAAAAACUUUGUGAGGUUGUAUAUCCGCAGCAAUCCAGAUCUCUAUGGCCCCUUUUGGAUAUGUGCCACGUUGGUCUUUGCCAUAGCAAUUAGUGGGAAUCUUUCCAACUUCUUGAUCCAUCUGGGAGAGAAGACAUACCAUUAUGUGCCCGAAUUCCGAAAAGGUUGUUAUCCAAGAAAAAGGCAGUAUAUCAACAGAAUUACAUUUGGCCUAAUGAGGCAAUUCCCAAUACUGUGGAUUAUCCCCCAGAAAGCUGUUCGUUGGAUUCUAGUCAUGAUUGCCCUGGGCAUCUCAGGAUCUGUCUUGUCAAUGACAUUUUGGCCAGCUGUUCGUGAGGAUAACCGACGGGUUGCAUUGGCCACAAUUGUGACAAUUGUGUUGCUUCAUAUGCUGCUUUCUGUGGGCUGCUUGGCAUACUUUUUUGAUGCACCAGAGAUGGACCAUCUCCCAACAACUACAGCUACUCUGAACCAAACAGUUGCUGCAGCCAAGUCCAGCUAAUGAGGAAAGACUCUCUUCAGAUACCCUCUGCUUGCUGAAGUUUUUCUUGACUUCUCCAGUUCUCUUUUGUUUUUUGGAGCAUGGUUCUUUGGGAAGUGGCAUCCACUGCAGGAAAGCAGAAUGAGCAGAGCCAGCAGAACUGAUGGAGUGGCACAAACUCCCAGUGUCUGGAUGGGGCCAUACUGGUGCCUAAUCACCCGUUUAACAAGCAGAAAUUAAAUGUUGCUCAGCACAUGUGUCUUUCAGCUCUUCUUUUUCACACAUGGAUGGUCAUUGUGAGCAUGUGCUGAUUGGACUGAAAUGCCGGGGAAUGGGUUAGGCAUGCUCAGUGCCGUCCCUUUGCCACCCACAGUCAAAUGACAUGCUUCACUGUGGUACCUUAAUACCCGAAACAGACCCAUGCUAAAUUCUGAUGUCCUCUCUCUGAAUUAUGUACAGACUACCUGGGGGAUCCUCUUCUCUCCAAAUGCUAGCCAUCCUGAAGUAACCGAACAGUAGAAACUUUGGUGGAGAUUAACCGGGAGCUUGAAAAUUUGUCUUUGGUAACCUGAUACUGGACAGCUGAACUAAAUGGUUGCAAAAUAAAUACCUCACAUGAUGUCUGUGACUGCA